Molecule: messenger RNA, 879 nt
Organism: Penicillium diatomitis
Lineage: Eukaryota; Fungi; Ascomycota; Eurotiomycetes; Eurotiales; Aspergillaceae
Product: spermidine synthase
Exons: 3
Coding region: 1-879 (292 amino acids)
Biological process (GO): spermidine biosynthetic process
Cellular component (GO): cytosol
Molecular function (GO): spermidine synthase activity
Source: RefSeq, a predicted model, not a curated record
AUGAGCGAGAUUACUCACCCCACUAUCAAGGAUGGCUGGUUCUCCGAGCAGUCCGGCAUGUGGCCCGGUCAGGCCAUGAACCUCAAGGUGAACCAGGUCCUUCACCACGAGAAGUCCAAGUACCAGGAUGUGCUCGUCUUCGAGAGCAGCGACUAUGGUACCGUGCUGGUUCUGGACAACGUCAUCCAGUGCACCGAGCGUGAUGAGUUCUCCUACCAGGAGAUGAUCACCCACCUUGCCAUGAACUCUCACCCCAACCCCAAGAAGGUUCUGGUCAUCGGUGGUGGUGACGGUGGUGUGCUCCGUGAGGUCGUCAAGCACGAGUCCGUCGAGGAGGCCAUCCUCUGCGACAUCGACGAGGCCGUCAUCCGCGUCUCCAAGAAGUACCUGCCCGGCAUGAGCGUCGGCUUCAAGCACCCCAAGUCCCGCGAGUACGUCGGAGACGGCUUCGAGUUCCUCAAGAACCACAAGAACGAGUUCGAUGUUAUCAUCACCGACUCUUCCGACCCUGAAGGUCCCGCCGAGACCCUUUUCCAGAAGCCCUACUUUGAGCUUCUCAAUGAAGCCCUCCGCGACGGCGGUGUCAUUACUACCCAAGGUUCCGAGAACCAAUGGCUCCAUCUUCCUCUCAUCGCCGACCUCAAGAAGGCCUGCGGUGAGGUCUUCCCCGUUGCCGAGUACGCCUACACCACUAUCCCCACCUACCCCUCCGGCCAGAUCGGUUUCAUGGUCUGCUGCAAGGACGCCACCCGUAACGUCCGUGAGCCCGUCCGCUCCUGGACCCGCGAGGAGGAGGAGAAGCUCUGCCGCUACUACAACGCCGAUAUCCACCGCGCCAGCUUCGUCCUGCCCAACUUUGCCCGCAAGGCUCUGGCAUAA